UAGUCUUCGUCCUGUUGGUUAUCCGGUUUGUACUGUUUUGCCCCACCGUGGGUCUUUGUUUUGUGUUUUGAUUAUUUAAAUAAACGUCUUCUGUUAACCCCUUCACUGCCAUUGCCUGCAUCUGGGUUCUCUUCCCCCACCAUCCGUGACAGAAUCCACGAGCCAAUUCAGAACCCAGUGGGCGGCAUGGAGUCGGAUGAGGCGUACAGGAGCCGCCAGGCUCACGUCCUGUUCAGCUUACGCCAGAGGGGGACCCCGUGAAAGACUUAGCCAUGGACUUCCUGUCCACCGCGCGCUACUCGGGGUUCACCGAGGCAGAGUUGAAGGUAAUAUUCAACAGCUGCCUCGAUGAACCCUUCGAGCCAGCAGAGAUGCGCCGGUUGAGACCCCUGGGCUUCGUGAACCAGGUCCAACUCGCGAUGAAUCGUGAGGAGCCCAGGGGAAUGUCCAUGGCAGAGCCUCUCACGGGGCUGGCAGCUAUCCCCGAGGACAGCCCCUUGCGGAUUGGGGUUGUGGGCGUCGCCACACCGUCCUCUCCGCCGCCAGCAAGCCUCGGCGGGAAGCGGGGGAGACGUGAGUCCUGGGGCUCCACGUCUGAAGAGUUCCAGCCGGAGCCAGCCGCACCCUUUGCCUCUUUCCUUCAGCCGACCUCCAGGCGGGUGGCUCGGCUGAAGAGAAAGAGGCAGCGGCGGGCAGCGCGGACUUCCCUCCCUGCCGGAGCAGCAGCCGGCGUCCCAGCCAGUGCAUCAGCCGGUGUCCAGUCCGGUGAUCCAGCCAGCAUCCAGUCGGUGAUCCAGCCGGCGUCCAGUCCGUUGAUCCAGUCGAUGUCCAGUCCAGUGUCCAGUCCAGUGCAUCCGGCAUCCAGUCCGGUGCAGCCGCCGGCAUCCAGUCCGGUGCAGCCGGCAUCCAGUCCGGUGGUGCAGCCGGCGUCCCAGCCAGUGAUCCAGCCGGCGUCCCAGCCGGUGCAGCAGCCGGCGUGAAGCCCUGUCCAGCCGGCCUUCCAGCCGGCGUCAAGCCCUGUCCAGCCGGCCUUCCAGCCGGGUCCCAGCAUUGUCCCGCCGAUGCUCAAGUCGGCGGUCCCCCCCAGGACUUCCCCCACAGAAUCCCCCAGGACUCCGUGCCCUCGAGCGCAGCCAGGGAUUAAAAGUGUUCCCCCAUGAACCUUGUUGUUCCCCCCUCCCCUCCCUUGUUUAUUGUUUUUGUUAUCCCACCCUAGUCCUGUGGUUAUCCUGUCUUGUUUGCCCCUGAUAUUAUUUUCUUUGUUUUGCCUUGUCCUGUCUGUCACCCAGUCUGUCUUGUCUUGUCCGCCUACCCAUUGGUGAGCACCUGGAGGUGCUCAUUAAGGGGGGGGGCUUCUGUCAUGGCUCUGCCUCACUUAGUCAUGUUUUUCUUGGUCCUGUGGGAGAGCCAUCGCAGAGCCUUUGGUUAUGUGUGGAGAGAAACAUAUUAUUGUACUUUUGACAAUAAUAUGCGUUCUCUCCAGUGUCUUGUCAUUGGCCCCGCCCCUCUCAUUUCCCGUAUUACUUCCCGGCCGUGUUCCAUUACCCUCUCAUGCCCUGUGUCAUUAUCCCUCGUUUGUCUUUUCUAUAUACUGUAUACCCUCUUGUUUCUUUGUCCUGUUCUCGUGGAUUGUACUGAGUAUGUGCUACGUUUGAUGUGCUUACCUGUUUAUGGUGUCUUCGAUUACGUUCUAUGUGCUCCAUGUUCGCUGUGUUCCUGUUUUGCUGUAUAUCCCUUGUCCAGUAGUAAGUGUUCAGUCAAGUUUGUUUCUAGUGUUGUUUAUUUUUUUAGUUUAGUGUCAGUUAGUCUUCGUCCUGUUGGUUAUCCGGUUUGUACUGUUUUGCCCCACCGUGGGUCUUUGUUUUGUGUUUUGAUUAUUUAAAUAAACGUCUUCUGUUAACCCCUUCACUGCCAUUGCCUGCAUCUGGGUUCUCUCCCCCCACCAUCCGUGACAGCUAUCACUUAGGUAACAGAAGUGAAUGGCUUAUAAAGUGUAUGUAGCUCUUUCCCAACACCACAGACACAUGUGGUUCUUUAAAACGGGCAUUCAUUUAUCUUCCUUGUGGCCUCUGCACUUCUGCACCUUUACACUUUCGCCUUUAAGCCUUGGCUUUAUGCCGUAACAACUGCAAAUUAAUACAUUCUCAAAUCAUAUCAUACAAAUAGACCAGAUACAAAUGACACUUUCAGUGCUUUGAAUACACAUGACAAAUACCUCGUUGACCACUUUGUUGUGAAAGAGAUCUUUAGUCCAUUUAAGCUGCAACAUAAAACUUAAAAUAAAAAAACAAUAUUAGCAGAGCCUCACGAGGCAUCCGCUCCUCUUUAGUCCAUCUGUCAGGAUUCUGUCCUUCCCGAUUUACCAAGCCCUGUCGUGUGUGGAUUACUUUUGGACUUUGCUUAUUUUUGCCCCAUCGUGGGAAGUAUUUGUUCGAGUUCUUGUUUGUUAUCAUUUUUCCCCAUCGUUGGUCUAUUAUUUAAAUAAAAGUCUUUGUUUGAAAGCCUGGCUGUCUGCACUUGGGUUCUGUCAGUUCCAUGAGAGAACGCAACGCCCAAACAUGAACCCAGCAGGCAGCCCUUCAUCCCAAGAGUCUGCUCACCACCAGCAUUGGUGGAGGUUGACCCAUGAGAGGAUCCAGACGGGCAAGGGUCCGUUUCCCCCUCAGGGCAAUCUAACCCUUGGAGACUACGCCCGGGACUCUGCAGCGAGGAGGGGUUGUCUCCUUGAGCUCCUCCAUAAUGCCUUCUUCAUUGUGGGUCUCAAGAAUCCUCUCCCUCUAGCGAAGCAGGAGAGUUUGAUCCGCGGGUCAUUCCAGGGGCUGGCAGAUGACCUCAACCAGACCAAGAGGGAGGACUCCAGGGUUUCUUCGACCCUCUCAUGUUCCUGUCUGUCCUCCAUCCCGGAGGGUUCCGUGGUGGCUGACGCUACUCUGGGGAACUCUGCUCAGCACACCUCGGUUCCCAGAGGUCCGACCCCGCCAGUCAGCCUUGGAAGGUUACCACAGAGAGCAGGAUGCAGUUCAUGGCCAGACCUGAUAGUAGAGCGGAGAAUGGAAAGCGGCGACCUGACAAGAGCUGAGAUGAUAGAGCUGGAUAAAGAAGGACGUGGUCACUUGACACGUCUUCACCACAAAAUUUCACUGGAAUCCCCUGGUUGGGCCUGGGUUCUCCUGAGGUUUUUUUUCUCCAUUGGAGUUUUGGGUUCCUCGCCACCGUUUGCAUACUGUUUUUUUGCACUAUUUGCCUGGCCGGGGGGGGGGCUGCUUUAGAAUUAGAAUUUUAAAGUUUUACUUAAUUAAUAUCGCAUAUAGGAAUUUAUAGUCUGCUAUAUUUGACCCGUGCUUCUCUCUCCUUUAUCUUAAAUGUGUGCUCUCACUGUGCGUGCCUGUGUCUGUGUGUGUGCGUACUUGUCUGUGUACGUGUGUAUGUGCGUGCGCUUCCGUGUGUCUGCAUGUCCGUGUGUGUGUGUCUAUGUCUAUGUGUGUUAGUACGUGUGCAUUUUGUGUGUGUGGUCUGUCUUAUGUGUUCACCUUUUUCUUGUUUUUACAGGUAUAACUUUAAUUGUUAUGCUUAUAGUCAAUAUGAGUCAAUAUGUCUCAUGUACAGCUGCUUUGUAACAAUGAAAAUUGUAAUAAGUACUAUAUAAAUAAAGUUAAGUUGAGAAGGGAGUCGUGUGACUCCCCAUCCGACUCCUCCAGCGCGGAGCUUGCCACGCCCCCCACCGCAUCACUGCAGCCGACCACACGCCCAGUGGUCUGGUCAAGAAAGAAGAAGCGAAGGAAGGGGUCGCUGUCUCCACCGCCGGCAUUUGCCACAGCUCCGAUACCGCCGGCUUCCAGCCCGGUCCUGCCGGCAUCCAUUCCGGUCCAGCCGGCACCCCAGCCGGUGUUCCAGCCGGCAAUCCAGCCUGCACCAAAGCCGGUGAUACAGCCUGCACCACAGCCAGUUGUCCAGCCAGCACCACAGCCGGCAGUCCAGCCGGCACCCCAGACGGAGAUCCAGCCGGCAUUCCCGGCGCCGGUUCAGCCGGUGUUUGCGACGGCACCUGUGGUCCCCCAAGGUCUUUUCCCCAUGCUACCCCACCCCUGACCGACCCUUCCCGUCCUGCCCCUCCCUCUCCUCCCAGCUCCAAGAAUAGAGCCCCAGCCCCCUCCUAAGCCUCCUCCCCCCAUCCCACCCAUGCCUAGUUUCCCCAAGUUCAGGUCCUUGAUUCUCCCUCCCCCCUCCCAUUGAUUCUUUUCUUGUUGUUUCACCACAAUCCCCUCAUUUCCUCCUCCAUGUUCCCCCUAGUUUGUGCAGUGCUUUGUCUGUGGUGUUUGUCCUCUUGUCUGUCUGUAUUGUCCUGCUGAGAUUUCUUCCUAGCGUCCCUUGGAGCGGGGAAACUGUCAGGAUUCUGUCCUUCCUGUCAUGGGUUUUCUAGUUUUCUGGACAGAGUCAUGACAGUACCAUGUCUUUGUGCUUGUUUUGUUAUGUGUGGGAACAUGUGGCCUUUGUUAUGACUUUGUGCCACAUGUUCUCCUGUCUCCUGUCUUGUGUCUUAGCCCCGCCCCUUGUUUUCCCUGUCAUCUCUCAUUAGUGUUUCAUGCCCCUCACCUGUCCAGUGUAAUCUCCCUUUAGUUAAUUUCCCGUUAGUGUUCAGUCCUGUAUUAUGUCCCCUAAUUAGUGUCCCUUUUUAAGGCCCUCGUGUUCUCUGUCCCGUGCGAGGCGUUUCUCCUGAACCCAGUGUGUUUACCUUGUUCUUGUGCCUUGACCGUGUUCCCGAUUUAUAUGGAGCGAAAAUUGUGCCU
Triplophysa rosa is the source of this 4787-nucleotide messenger RNA. Its product is annotated as transcriptional regulatory protein AlgP-like. The transcript has 2 exons. Lineage: Eukaryota; Metazoa; Chordata; Actinopteri; Cypriniformes; Nemacheilidae. The record is from RefSeq and is a predicted model, not a curated record. The coding region runs from base 2559 to 3269 and encodes 236 amino acids.